Aspergillus pseudoviridinutans is the source of this 777-nucleotide messenger RNA. RefSeq lists its product as uncharacterized. Bases 1 to 777 code for a protein of 258 amino acids. The transcript is spliced from 3 exons. NCBI's taxonomy places the organism in Eukaryota, Fungi, Ascomycota, Eurotiomycetes, Eurotiales, Aspergillaceae. The record is from RefSeq and is a predicted model, not a curated record.
AUGCCACCUUUCAAGCCACGUCAUGUGUCAGCAGGGACAGAUACUAUCCAAAGUUUUGGGGGGAUUCUCACCACUGAAUUCCUGGAGCCUCCACCCGGUAGAGGGUUCUGUUUCCGCCAGACUUACCGAGCGAAUCUGGACGGUCCUGUUGAUGAGAAAAUCCAGCGAGUCAUUGACAGCAAUGCCAAACCAUCCGGACCUCCGCCGCAUCUUCACCGGUAUCAGACCGAAUACUUCAAGGUAGAACAGGGUCUAAUGGGGGUGAACAUUAAUGGAACCAUCUACAAGAAAACGCCAGCAGAUCCGGAGUUCAGUGUACCAGCCAACGAAUUCCACGGCUUUUUUCGUCAUCCAGACGGCGAAGGACCCAUGACUGUAGUGCUGAGUGCCUCGGACUCCGGGCGGGAGGAGAAGCUGGACAGGGUCUUCUUUGAAAACUGGUAUGGCUACUGGCAUGAUGCGACGAUUCAUCACGGAGGGAUGAACUACAUCCAGUGGUUGCAGAUCUACGACGCUGGCGACGCAUACCCGUAUAUGCCUACCUGGAUCCCCUUUCGCAAAACCGUCGCGUACUGCUGGGGGGUUGCCGUAGGCAGAUGGCUCGGAGGAAUGCUCGGUUAUUGCCCUUUCUUCGCGGAAUAUACGACCGACUGGGAUCAAGCUGUAGCCAAAAUGGAGACUCACUUCUGGCAACGACGACGAUUGCGGCGUGAGGGGCUUCUCGGAAAGGGUAAGGAUCUUAGGGCUAGUGUUAGUAGUACUGAGGGGGGUUAUUAG